AUGGCGUAUCUCAGCAGCGCAGGCCCACGGCCUACAUCCAACAGCACCCGAGCAUCGAACUCUGAGGCUACCAAGAUCCUCCCUAAUACCCUAUAUCUCACCUUCAACGCUCCUCAGGUUGAUGAAUAUCACCGCGGCCUCUUCCUUACAUAUCCCAAAUCCACAACAAGUGGAAUCCUAGUUCACGCCAUUUACGUCGAUUCCAAAUGGGGUCUCGAGAAGCGUGUUACUAAAGAUAUAUCUUCCGCCAAAUCGCUGGUCCUCCUCUACCGCAUUCACACCUUCGACGAUUCCACCGCCUCUAAUGUUGAUAAGCAGUUCUGUGAUAUAGAACAAGUGCUUGAGCGGGUCCCAAUGGGGAGCGAGGUUCGAGAGAACAAGGGUAAGAAGGGAAACCCAGCACUCGGUGGUUAUGAUUGCGUUAUUUGGACAGGCGAUGCAAUUAGGGCCUUGGCCAGGGAAGGGUUUGUCGAUUUACGAGGCAGAUCUGUCGAACAAAUUAUGGACGAAUCUCGCUCUUUGGCUGGCCCUCAAGAUGCCAAAACCAUGGUUGGCAAAGAUUUCGGGGGCCUUAAGGUCGUGGUGUGA
Messenger RNA from Venustampulla echinocandica, 588 nucleotides. RefSeq lists its product as uncharacterized. The coding region runs from base 1 to 588 and encodes 195 amino acids. The record is from RefSeq and is a predicted model, not a curated record. Lineage: Eukaryota; Fungi; Ascomycota; Leotiomycetes; Helotiales; Pleuroascaceae. The transcript is spliced from 3 exons.